Messenger RNA from Calypte anna (Anna's hummingbird), 652 nucleotides. RefSeq names its product NADH:ubiquinone oxidoreductase subunit B1 (gene NDUFB1). Bases 186 to 362 code for a protein of 58 amino acids. Gene Ontology annotation, cellular component: mitochondrion. NCBI's taxonomy places the organism in Eukaryota, Metazoa, Chordata, Aves, Apodiformes, Trochilidae. The transcript has 3 exons. The record is from RefSeq and is a predicted model, not a curated record.
GGAGCGGCGGGAGGGGCAGGGAAGGCGGAAGGGUAACGGGCGGCACCACCGCCAGGGCCGCCGGGGGUGUGGAGCGUUCUCCCCCGCUCCCUGAGCUGCCGGUGGGUUGUCCCGGCCUGCUCGAUCCGUCCGUUGCCCUUGGUCUGGCCGCUGUCUGGGUCCCGGUGGCAGCGCGGAGCGCAAUCAUGGUGAAUUUUGCUCAAGCCGUGCGUGAUCACUGGGUUCACAUCCUUGUUCCUUUAGGAUUUGUGAUUGGAUGCUACUUGGACAGAGUGAAUGAUGAAAAACUGUCAGCCUUCAGAAACAAGAGUUUAUUAUAUAGAAGAGAGCUGAAGCCUGGUGAAGAAACUACAUGGAAAUAAAUAAAGGCUGCUGCCAAAAUAAAAAUACUCUCACUUGUUUCGUCAUCUUAUCUCCCAUAUUGAAAGAAUAGGAUUUUGGAUUUUAUCUUGAGAGAAUAUGUAAGGCUAUCUAUUUAGAGGACACCUGCAUUUCAUCAAUAGCAGUUUAAUUUCCAGUCUCUUUGGAAGAUGAUUUAAUGACAUAACUAAUCUGUGUCCAGGAAUUCCAUUAGUCUGUAACUUUUGACCUUGGAAGUGAUACUCUGGAGCGUGAAGAACUACAGAAUAAAGAAAAAACUAUGCAAAAUUAA